This is a messenger RNA of Mesorhabditis spiculigera, 978 nucleotides long. Lineage: Eukaryota; Metazoa; Nematoda; Chromadorea; Rhabditida; Rhabditidae. The record is from the annotation of a GenBank genome assembly.
AUGAGUGAUGCCGACUGGAAUAUCAUCAGAAAUCCGGACACACCGUUUACGGCGAUGAUUCCGGGUGGAAUGGUGCCCCUGCGCUCCAUCACAGUAAAGGGAACCGUCUUGGAUAAUGAUAUCAAAAGAUUUAACAUUGAUCUUUGUUGUGGACUUUUGAUCAAUGGUGACCAUAUGGACAACAAAGCCCUGCACCUUAACCCACGAUUUAUCAAAGCAGGUGUAUGGCCUUUCGGCGGCAACGCUGACCAGGAGAUCGUCAUAAACAGCUUGAUCAACAAUCAAUGGGGCGUCGAAGAAAGGUACUCAAAUGUCUUCGGGCUCAACGAACACUUUACGCUGCGUAUCCAGGCUUUUGAGGAAUACUUUAAGAUCGCAGUAAACGGAGCGCACCUUUGUGACUACGCUUUUCGGGUGCCGUUGUCGCAGAUUAAAGCUAUCCAUGCCGACGGAUGUAUACGCAUUGACUCGAUCCAGUUCCAACCAGCGAUCGUGGAUGGCAUUCCGCACGAGGCAGCUUCACCGGCUGGACUACAAGAAGUAGCGAAAUUUGAGCGCCCGCCCAUCCCAUUCCAACACAAGCUGAACGGAUUUGCUCCAUCUCAGACCGUUCAUGUCACGUUGACUCCAUUCCUAUCGGGCGAACGCUUCACGAUCAACUUCCACAAGGACGAAGAAUGGGUGUUCCACUUCCGCGUCGAUCUGCCGAAUAACGCUACCAAGGAAAAGGGUUCUGUGGUCCGUAACGCGACAUCGUCUUGCAAAUGGGGAGCUGAAGAGAGGAAUAUUAGCAGCUUCCCCUUCCACAAAGGUGUCACCUGCGAUAUCCACUUCACCGUUUUCCAGCGUUCAAUGGCUGUGGAUGUCAAUGGUGCGCCAUUCAUCUCGUUCGCCUUCCGCCAUCAACGUCAACCUACAGACAUCAACUUACUGACCGUAAAGGGCGACGCCGUCAUCCAUCGCAUCGUACAUAAGGCC